Molecule: messenger RNA, 2565 nt
Organism: Alternaria novae-zelandiae
Lineage: Eukaryota; Fungi; Ascomycota; Dothideomycetes; Pleosporales; Pleosporaceae
Exons: 1
Coding region: 1-2565 (854 amino acids)
Source: RefSeq, a predicted model, not a curated record
AUGGCGACGUCUUCCCCCACGAAAACGCCUGGACCGCUCCCCCCGACUUUGUUCAGCAUCUACCGAACAUACAAACACGAGACGUCGAUCGUAAUCGGCUGGCUUCACUCCUUCGACAACGCAGCUGGUGCAAACUCAAUUCCCUUAUCAGAGCAGCAUGGUAAUCCAUCACUGCAAGAGAUGACUGUACGUCAAAUUGCGGAUCGCGCUCGUCAGGCAGCGAGCAUGGGAAAGAGGCCACCAAAGGGUAUCGAGACAGCUUUCAAGAUGGUCAUAAUGAACCGAAACAAAAUGACCAAGCAUUACGAGACAUUGCCAUCAUCGGGUCAAGAAGUCCAAGACUCUACUGAACGCCAUAGAGUCUUUAACGAGACGUUGGCUGAGGCGUACAGGCUGCUGUUUCCGAGGACGAAGCGGACUAACAAGGGUCGCAAAAUUACGCCGGAGAAGCUGCCUGAUUCCCCAGUCACGACUUCUGCGAAUACCUUCGAGGCUCUCGCCGGACUGAUAGAGCAAGAAGAGGAUUUCACCUUUUCCGCAUCCGAGUAUUGGGGAAAUGACGCGCCUGCGCCUAAUCCCAGGCGUUCCGCUAUCGCAGAGGACCCGAUCGAGAGCUCAAUCGCUAGACAGGCGUAUUUGGGUGAACUCCAAGCUAUCGUCGAGACCGUAAAGAGCAUAUGGAGGUCUUUCGCGGCGGGCGAUAUAUCAUUAACAGAGGCGGGCUGGCUGACGAACCUGGCGCAAAAUUUCGUGAGAUUCAUGAGUCCUGGUAAGAUCGACCCCUUCUCGUUGGAGGGCUCAUUGUUUUGCGGGAUGACACUCGACGAGUCUUGCGGUGACCUUGACAAAUGCGGUGGCCUACAUCCCGGGGUCACAUUGGAGGAUUUGGCAUCGGUCGACUUCAGCAAUGUCGCCAUAUCCUCAUCGUUUGCCGAGUUCACACAUGGAUCUGGCUUGAUCUGGCCGUUUCAGCUUCUGCAAACCUUGCGUGCGGCAGAGCAGCCUCCAAAACCUGCUGAGAAGGAGCGUCGUCGUUUCGAGUGUUUCUUUCGAACUGCAUCCCAAGAGCGAGAAGUUAAGGAAGCCUUCGCGGGCUCAGUCACUCAGCUUGCAAGUGACAGAUCCCAGCUGUCGGAUAGACCAAGCGCACGGAAGGUAGUGAGUGUUUGCAGUGAUCGCUAUGCCCACGACCGAGACUUGCUUGCAUCCAUGGUCAAGAGCGUCUCCCGACAUUCCGCUUUCGAAGAAUACCAACCACGAUUCCUACAGGAUGAAGUCAAUGACCGUCUGGAAUCCCUCGUCGGUUUCCACAUACAGCACCCCUCGACCAUUCCCCUUCUGGCGGAGUUGAAGCAGGCAAACAUAGACCUACCAAUCCUAGUGGCAGCACAUAUGCUUCUUGAGAGUGGGCGUAGCUUCCUCCACGAAUCCGAGAAGAUAGCAAAACCGCCACCGAAUUGCCGGAUAACAGUCUUAAGCCGCGCCAACGAAGUUAGGAGCGCGAUAUUGCAUCUGAUCGAUGAGAACGGGCCAAACCUUGCGUAUCGAUCAACAUCCAUCAAUUUCAUCAGGCUCCUCGACCUUCAGCUUGGCUUCCUUCUUUCGGACAAGACGUUCGAUGCCUAUUCUCAAUCCCCUUGGGUCACAGGAAGCCAGAUGGCCGCUAUUUCCGAUUGGACGCUCUUUGUGGGCCUCGAGCUACUCAAUGAGGGUGACUGCUUCGGCGCCGUGAUACACAUGUACAACAUGUUGCAGCAGGUUGAGGUUGGCUGCGCACGGAUUCCCAUACUUGAAGAGCUACAGUCCCUGUUCAAGCCAGUGGUCUUUGCAGGCAAGCAGGAGCCGCAAAGACGUUUUGCAGACAUCUUCGAACUCUUCGUUGGUGGAGCGAAGGUCUACCAAGAUAAAGGUAUCAGAGUACUCAAUCAAGCUCCACCGAAGAAUUCUCGCGACAAUCCUGGCAAGACCUCCAAGAUCAAUGUGUCUACAAUGCACCUCUCAUCGGCAGAGAGCUUCGGCCAACUUUACAUGCCCGGCGAAGAGUUCUGGGCUAGGAUCACAGGCGACCCCAAAAUCACUCGGAAGUACAAAUUCUACGACGAGGUCUUCGUGGAAUUCCUGCCAUCACAAACCAUCCGCCGUGCACAAGAGGCGAUCAGGCCCGAGUAUGAGGGUGCGUUCCCACCAACCCGAGUGAACUGCUUUGCAGUCCUUCGUCUUUGCCAGGAGAUACUGCUCGCAAUCAUCGCGCGCUUCAAAGAACUUGGAUUAGCGGCCUGGCCACCGGCAAUAUACAAUGAUAGUUCUUUGGAUCUCCACAUUCCAAGCAAGACUAGUCCAAACGUCAGCAUCGACUAUGCCCUCAAAUGUGUUCGAAUGACUAUGAGAAUUAUCGGGGGCCUUGUCGAUGCCCACGAUAUGGAGAGGAAGAAGGGUGAGGUUGGCUACAACAAGAAGUUUAAGAAGGUGAUCAAAAACAUGCCGCCAGUGAUCCUACUGCGGGACACGGUUGCGAAGGUAUGCGAAGGCAAGAAGGUCGAGGACUUUCUGUGGAAGAAUAUGUGA